GAGCAAGCAACAAAUCUCAGUAUGCCUGAGCCAGCGAAAUCUGCUCCAGCGCCUAAGAAAGGGUCUAAGAAAGCUGUUACUAAGACUCAGAAGAAAGGUGAUAAGAAGCGUAGAAAGACAAGAAAGGAAAGUUAUUCUAUUUACGUGUAUAAAGUACUGAAGCAAGUUCACCCAGAUACUGGUAUCUCUUCUAAAGCUAUGGGCAUCAUGAACUCGUUUGUGAACGACAUUUUUGAGCGUAUCGCAGGAGAGGCGUCUCGUCUGGCCCAUUACAACAAGCGCUCGACCAUCACUUCCAGAGAGAUUCAGACCGCUGUAAGACUGCUGCUGCCGGGCGAGUUAGCCAAACACGCGGUGUCUGAGGGCACUAAGGCUGUUACCAAGUACACCAGCUCUAAGUAGAUUCUAUCAAGGAACACAAAACCCAAAGGCUCUUUUAAGAGCCACCCACAUUUUCAAUAGCAGAGCUCAAAACACUGUUUUCCCUGUUUAUGCUAAGUGUGAUUGUUCCUCAGAGAAAACACGUUUUAAAAAUUUAAAUCAAAUCUUACGUUAGUAGGAAAU
This is a messenger RNA of Gopherus flavomarginatus (Mexican gopher tortoise), 564 nucleotides long. Its product is annotated as histone H2B 8. Gene Ontology annotation, cellular component: nucleosome. The record is from RefSeq and is a predicted model, not a curated record. The transcript has a single exon. Lineage: Eukaryota; Metazoa; Chordata; Testudines; Testudinidae. Bases 22 to 402 code for a protein of 126 amino acids. Gene Ontology annotation, molecular function: protein heterodimerization activity; structural constituent of chromatin; DNA binding.